UCCGUUCCAUAUUUGUCUAUGCAGGUUUGCUUCUUCUCCGCAGUGUGUUCGGUCGAUAUUGCAACAAAUUAUUAUCAUUUUGAAUGGCGUUAAUGUAUAACACCAAGGCAUGACAGAGUCGUAUAUGAAAAUUUGUUUUCUAUUACUGUUGUAAUAAUUAUUCAUCUGUGUAUUAGUGAUGCGUAUUAGUGUUGUGCAGUUCGAAGAGGAAAAUGAGAAUAUGUAGCGGGUGUACAGUCUUACAGUGUAUAUUUUGGCAAGUCGAUGAGGUGCUUUUCUAAUGAAAUUCGGAUGUUUUUUUAAUAUGUCUCAGUGUGAAUUGAUUUGUGAGUUACUUCACUGCAGGUGUUGUAGUGGACCUUGUGCAGGUGACCGUGGUCGAUAUUAAAGGCCAACAUGGCGAAGCAAUUUUCUUGUUUUAUGAUAAACAUGCGAGGUUGUUAAAGAUUUAAGUGCUUGCAGCGAGACAUUUUUCUGUAGGACAUUAUAGACAGAAAUAUGCCCACAAAGGUUUCUAAGAAGGUGGUUGGAAUGAUAAUACGAAGUAGGAAGACUAUAAUGAAAGAUGGAGUAAUGACGACAUCGGGAAUAGGAGAGCCAAGUGUGCACCAUGCCCUGGUGGUCAUCUUUCUCGAGUUCUUUGCAUGGGGUCUCCUUACCAUGCCUGUCAUUUCUGUCCUUAAUGAGACAUUCCCUGAUCACACAUUCCUCAUGAAUGGACUCAUCAUGGGUAUCAAGGGCUUGCUGUCAUUUCUGAGUGCGCCCCUAAUAGGAGCACUGUCAGAUGUAUGGGGACGCAAGUUCUUUCUCCUUAUCACUGUUUUCUUCACAUGUGCACCCAUCCCACUUAUGACUAUCAACACAUGGUGGUUCUUUGCCAUGAUCAGCAUCUCAGGUGUGUUUGCUGUCACCUUCUCUGUUGUGUUUGCGUAUGUAGCGGAUGUAACUGAAGAACAGGAACGCUCCCUGGCUUAUGGUUUGGUGUCUGCAACAUUUGCUGCAAGCAUGGUGAUAAGUCCAGCACUAGGUGCAUACAUGAUGGAUGUAUAUAGUGAAAAUCUUGUUGUGGCACUUGCCACAGCCAUAGCCAUCUUGGAUGUAUUCUUUAUCCUUGUGGCUGUACCCGAGAGCUUGCCAGAAAAGGUUCGCCCAUCUUCAUGGGGUGCCCCAAUCUCAUGGGAACAAGCUGACCCAUUUGCGGCCCUGAGGAAGGUUGGCAAGGACCAUACAAUCCUCAUGCUUUGUGUGACAGUGUUUCUGUCUUACUUGCCAGAGGCUGGCCAAUAUUCUUGUAUCUUUGUAUACCUCAAACUGGUAAUGGGGUUCAGUGUUGUGAUGGUCGCUGUAUUUAUUGCAACAGUUGGCAUCCUGUCUGUCUGUGCCCAGAUAGUGUUGGGUUUCUUAAUGCGGUCUCUUGGUCCUAAGCAUACUAUUAUGGUUGGGCUUGUGUUUGAGAUGCUCCAACUCAUGUGGUAUGGAUUUGGGUCACAGACAUGGAUGAUGUGGGCAGCGGGUGUAUUGGCCUCUGUCAGCAGCAUCACAUACCCGGCCAUUAGUGCCUUUGUUUCAAUGCACUCUGAUGCAGACAAGCAAGGACUGGUGCAGGGCAUGGUGACUGGUAUGCGAGGCUUAUGUAAUGGGUUGGGACCAGCUAUGUUUGGUGUCAUCUUCUAUUUGUUCCACGUUGAUCUCAAUGAGGACUCGCCAGCAGGCCGUGGAAGGGAUCAAAGACCUUCAGUGCCUGGUGACAACAACACAGUUGGUCAAAUAUUUGACUCCAUCCAGCCUCUGGUGCCAGGGCCACCAUUUGUGUUUGGGGCAUUAUUGGUUAUAUGUGCCCUUCUGGUCGCUGUCUUCAUUCCAGAUGGUACAACCAUAGGCAGUAACCUUAGGACAAGCUCUCGACGACAAUCAGAUGUGGGCAGCUGUGCAGCAAGGAGACGAGACAAUGCUGAGGAUGACAUGGCAGAUGACCCCACAUGGUUCCACCGCCCUAAACUGAGACUCCAAGGUCUAUCAAUGGAGUUGCAGUAUGAGGUUCAGCAGAGCAAGAAACAUGAUGGAAUCAGUCCACUGUCACCACUGGUUGACAAUUCAGCAGUGCUUUAGUCAAAGAAUUUGGAUCUGGUUGGGUCGAUCACCUAGGUUUCUUGCUUGGAAAUCCAAUGUUUAAAAAAAAAACUGCUUUGAAUUCUGGAACAGGGUUUCUAAAGCAGUCAGAAUUACCUCAGUAGUACCAACAUUGCAAUGUGAAAUGUCCUUAUUGUGAUUUAUUAUGAAGUGCUUUAUUAUUUCAUGAAAGUUGCCUCCAGCCACAGUCUUUCUUUAACUUUCAUUAUGUUGACAGAUAGUUAAUUGAUAUUUACAGUCAAAUUCAGCCGUAAGAAGACAGGUAUUAUUUUAUGAUUUUCUUUGCAAUUUUAUAACACUUCUUUGAGCAAGACGUCUGAGGUAUGCUGAAUGACUAAUCAGAGCAGGUGGCCUGCUCCUUUGUUGUGGAAUGGAUAUUUUUUCUAUGCAAGACAAUUGUUGGUUGCUUUCAGACUUUGACCUAAGGAACUCUUACAUAAAUAUAAUCAGUACACCUCUAAUAUUGAGCUUCAUGAGACUUAGGUCAUUAUUUUUAAUAUUGUUGUUACAUUUACAGAGUAUUUUAUUUAUUGAGAAUACCACUUAUAUGAAAGCAUAGCCUUGUUUGCCAGAAACUUCUACAUGCAUAACAUGACAGUAUUUAGUUUGUUCAGUUCUCGAAACUUCUGAUGUUGGCACAGCACCAAACUGAGGCUUGAAGUUAGAAGUGACUUCGUCAUUUAAUGAAUUACAUGAUUGCAGGAACAUUUUCAUUGUGUAUCCCAGCAAUUCUCUAGGUCCAUCGUUACUUUUAUUACUUGGUCCUGCAGGCUAAGUAUUGCCUUUGCUCAACAUUACCUGUGAGUUAAAAUAUGCCCAUCAACCCUGUAGAACUGGGAGAUUUAGAAUCCACUCAUGUGGUAAAUCGUGCCCACAGAUAUAUAUGAAGCCCAUAGCACUGAGAGAUGAUUAAACCUAGACUUUUGCAACUAGGGCACACACACAGAGGAUGUCUGGGACUUAUAUGGGACAGUUGCCUAUAUUGUACCAGUUUUAGUAAGGAAGUGUGUUCAGUUUCUGCCAAUGUGAAUGUUUUAGCACAUGGCCAGAAGUUGUAGUAUGAAAUGUGUUUCUUCUGAGAUUUUUAUUCAUAAACCAUUUGGAUUUUCUAAGCACUUAUAAAAUAUAUAGCAAGUGGUACAAUUUUGGUAAUACUUCCCAAAUCAUACCAUGCUUUCCUUAAUCAUGCUCCUAUAAUGUAAUGGAGGAAUAACAAUUUUUUUUUUGUUUAAGUUUUGUUUUCUUACUAUUGCUUAAACAUGUCUUUUACAUACAGGAAGAAAACAUUAAAACAUAAUGGAGGACAGUAAUAUCAGAGAGGUGAAGUAGAAUGAAGCUUGGCCUUCAGGAUUUCUAUUAAUGUUAACAUAAUAUGAAAUCUAGAAAAAUUAAGCAACAGUCAAAAGAAAAAAAUAUUAAGCACCAAGAUAGGCCACUGCUUUAUUAUUUAAGCUUUACAGAGCUCACUUGCAAAAGAUGUUUAGUUUCUUUCUUGCUGAGCUUACUUCCCCUCACUCAUCCACUUAUUUCCAUCUCUAAUGCAACAUAGACUUUUAUUUUAAAUGUCACUACAAUAACACAUAAUUUCCUAAAGUGCGAUUUUAAUAACAUUUUAAAUAAACGUUUAUGUUGCAUUAUAGAUUAAAACAAGUGAGCGAGUGAUGCAUCAGUGCAACAGGAUCCUGAAAUAUAAUACUACUUCGUCUGUAUUUUUCAUGUGCUCAUUUAUUACACAUUGAGCAAAGGAUGGUAUCUUCACUGACAGUUUCUUGGCAUAAAAACUAGACAGUUCUUCAUUAGAAUUUUUAACCAAGCUCGACCUGCUUUUAGCUCCCUUUGAUUUGAGUGGUUUUGCUGCUUCCUUUGUGCCUCUCUUGCAAUCCCUUUCUGCUUGCUGUACUUUGCCAUGUCUAGGGCCUACUUGUGAGGGCUUGAAGUCAAAACUGUUGGUUCAUGCACAUUUUUUUUUACCUCUGUCCUUCACAGUUUGAGGUAGACUUAGUAAGGGGGCUUAUUUGUCCAGUGUAACUGCAAAUACUGAAGGCUGUAUUGUGAAACUGUGCUUCUUGCCAAUUAUUUGUUUCAUUUGGGAGGAUAGAAGUUAUUUAUUCUGUUAUCACUUCAGCACAGUUUAUGUUUAUCACUAGCCCAAAAAUCAUGGUCUGAAAAACUGAAGAGUCAACUGAAUAUACAUAUCUUGCUUGAAAGUCAUUCAUUGCAUGGCAUAUAGUUGUUACUUUUCCGUGUGCUCCCACCCGCAGACUUGUUUCAAACAUUGUCACUAUUCCAUGGGUUAGUGCAUAAUGACUGGGCCCAGUCUUGCCUGAUUGGCUUCUAUCUUAGUCAGCAGGUGUUCCACCGUUUGUUCCAUUGUUUAGUAUGAAAAUAUAGCUACCUACUGUGGUCUCCAAUCCAACAAUUUGAUCAAUCCAGUCUCACUAACACCAGUUGUCACAUAAUGGAGUGACUGUUGACAGGGUUUGGAUUGGUAACUGGAUUUAUUGAAUGCUUACAGAGAAUAACUACAAGCAACUAUAGCGUUAUCUCUAAUUCACACACUCGGCUGUUCACUACAUCAUGUUCUAAGUCUUCACAGUCUGCUGUGGCUUCACCAGCCAUUAUCUGAUAAUGGCAUCCAGUGCUGUAGAUCACUCAAUUUCCGUGUUCAUGUCCAUACUGGCUGGCGACUGUCUCACAGCUAACUCCACAGGCUGGUGGCCAUCUUUCAUCGACCUCCUGCUCUUCUGAUUGAUUCAGACUCAGUUGACUAAACUCUAGACUUGUCCUACUUAUAACUCCUCGGCAUGGACCACACAGAAAACAAGCUCCCAACAGUUCUUUUGUUGUUGCAUUAUGCAGCUGUUGCACAGACUGCAUGGAGAACACCGGUUCACAGUUAGUGCAGUGGUGUGUGUUAGGAAUCUGUUGCCUAGCAGCAGGCAUUGUUUACAGAGUCAUUGCUUGGCAACAGGUCUCCGUGCUACAUUAUGAAGCAUUUCAUCAUAACUUUGAGACUAUAACUUUAGUUCGGUUAUAUACAUUUUGUUAUAAACAAUUAAGGGCUUAAAUUACUGUCUGGAAAAGGUGCAGUUUUGUAAUGUGAGUGAUGGAACCAGCUUCUCAGUAAAGGAGAACUUAUGUUAUGCAGUUUUGAGAAGACGUAAUUCUUAUUUAAUAGUAAUUUUAAAACAUGAUACUUAUUAAGUGGUAUGUAAUAUCCCCUGAGCUAACCAUGGUAGUGUUUUGCUGAAUUAUGUUCCUUAUGGUAAUUAUAGUAAGUCUUCCAUACCAUUAGGAGCCAGGAUAGCGUAAUUGGUAUAGCAACUGGCUGCAGGCUGGAUGACUGAGGGGUGAGAGUUCAAG
Messenger RNA from Cryptotermes secundus, 5493 nucleotides. Its product is annotated as hippocampus abundant transcript 1 protein. Bases 499 to 2109 code for a protein of 536 amino acids. The transcript has 13 exons. Gene Ontology annotation, molecular function: transmembrane transporter activity. Lineage: Eukaryota; Metazoa; Arthropoda; Insecta; Blattodea; Kalotermitidae. Gene Ontology annotation, cellular component: membrane. The record is from RefSeq and is a predicted model, not a curated record. Gene Ontology annotation, biological process: transmembrane transport.